This is a messenger RNA of Ostreobium quekettii, 2145 nucleotides long. Lineage: Eukaryota; Viridiplantae; Chlorophyta; Ulvophyceae; Bryopsidales; Ostreobiaceae. The record is from the annotation of a GenBank genome assembly.
AUGCUUGCCAGGGCAUCAAGGCUGUUUGGCAGAAGUGGACCAGACUUGCAGACUGCUGUGUAUGGUCGAAAGGCCACUGCACCAGAGGGGGGAGAAACCGAUGAUGAGGCCUCCAGCGGGGAUGAGGAUGAGCUGUUCAGACCCGUGGGUUCAGAGUCCUCCAGAAGUCGCUGGAAAGAUGGCCAGGAGACAAAGAAUGGGCUUGACUCAAGUCGGGUUGUGUUUCCUUUGGACAUCGUGCAAAAAUGGGAGGGUGAAGGUAGUGCAGAAGUGUUGCGGAACAGAUUUGUCACAGGCAGCUGGGAAGAGGGGCGGCGCAGAAGUGAAGCACGGCCAGGCACCUCAGAUGGCAGCGAUGAUGGUACAAGCGAUGGGGGCGAUGUGUACGGAGACUUUGAAGAUGUCGAAACUGGGGAGAUGUUUGGUGGCCCUAAAGAUGCUGUCACGGAAAUGGCUCAAAGGGCUAUACAUGAAGUGGAAAUGGAGCGAAAAAAAGAAAAGGCAGCCAAGAAAGCUGUCUUUGAUGUGGAGUACGAUGAGGAAGGAGCUGGAGGGGUGGCCGAUGCACCAGUGGGUGGUGCUCAGGAAUGUGAUAGUAGUGAAAAGGAGCCCACUUUCUAUCACACUGUGAAGCAAGAGAUGAUGGAGAAACUGGCGCACACACGAUCUGCCCUCGAUGCACUGGACCCUGUGCAAAGGGUGGCCUUGGAGGGCUUCAGGCCAGGGACAUACAUCAGGAUGAGGUUGUCAGGCGUUCCUGCUGAAAUGGUAGAGGAAUUUGACAGCGAGCGCCCGCUGCUUGUUGGUGGUAUGGGCCCUGGGGAGGACAAGCUGGGCUUCAUGCGACUGAGGUUCAAAAAGCACAGAUGGGCCCCACGAGUGCUGAAGACGAGGGACCCACUGGUGUUCUCUGUGGGCUGGCGACGAUUUCAGUCCCUUCCCACUUAUGCCAUUGAAGACCACAACAGGAGGCUCAGGAUGUUGAAGUACACUCCAGAGCACAUGCACUGUGUGGCUGUUGCUUGGGGUCCUUUGUGCCCUCCCAACACCGGCAUUCUGGGAAUUCAAAACUUGUCCAGCGACUUGCAGAACUGGAGAAUCAGCGGCACAGGCGUUGUCACAGAGCUGAAGGCUGACUUUCAGGUCAUGAAGAAGCUGAAGCUGGUUGGCCAUCCAUUCAAAGUGCACAAGAACACUGCCUUUAUAUCUGGAAUGUUCAACUCCUCUCUGGAAGUUUCUAAAUUUGAGGGAGCCUCUGUCAAGACAGUCAGUGGAAUCAGAGGCACCAUCAAGAAGGCAGUCCGAGAAGGGUCUUCACAAGGUGCACCUGAUGGGACAUUUCGAGCGACGUUUGAGGACAAACUGCUGGCCAGUGACAUCAUCUUCCUUCGCGCAUGGGUGACUGUCGAGCUGCCCAGGUACUGCAACCCAGUGACCAACAUGAUGUAUCGACAGGAGACGGUGGGGAGGAAGAUUUUGAGGGCCAGUGCAGCGCAUGAGGAGGCUGCUGGAGAUAUCAUAGAAAGCAAGGAAACUGAGGAACUUGCUCCCAACUUCUCUGCUGCACCCAAUUUCGAAGGGGAGAGGAUUGGUUAUGUUUUUAAAACCGGCGACCUGGGUCUGGGCUACUACAGGGACAGCCAUUAUGUGACCCCUGCCAGGCGCAGCGACGCUGAGGGUGCCUCCAGUGCUGCUUGGAAAGGGAUGAGGACCGUGGCGGAACUGCGCCGGCUUCUGGGAGUGGGGGUGGUCACUGACCAGGACUCAGCCUACCGUCCCAUCGAGAGGGCUCCAAGGAUUUUCCCAUCCAUGAAAAUUCCGAAGACGAUUCUGAAGAACCUUCCAUACAAGAGCAGGGUGAAAGUGAUGGCGUUGAAUGGCCAAAAGGACAAGACACCCAUCAUCCAAACUGACGAGGAAAAGAAGUUGCGAGGCACCAUCCGCCAGCUCAGGGCUAUCCGCAGCGAGAGAGAUAAAAAGCGAAAACUGCAGAAGGAAAGGCAACGGCAAAAACUCGAGAAGAGACAGGCUGAGGAGGAAGCAUGGAGGGCGAAGUACAACAGGGAGGAGCGCAAGAAACGGUACCGGGCAGAAGCAGAGAAAGAGCAAGCCAAGGCAAAGAGAGGGAAAAUGCAGAGGCGAUGA